AUGGAGGACUCUCGCAAUUGUGAGCCUGUAGGGACGAUCCUAAAUCAGAUGACUACCGUGCCAAAAUGUGACCUUCAACCACUCAAUAUUGAUUCAUUUUCUUGCUCUGACUGUGAUGUUAGCUCUGAGGUUUCUACGAAGGAGGGUUGUGGAUCACCUACGUCAUCAUGGGCUUCCGAUCCUGAACCUGAUAUCUCAUCUAUUAUCAACUGUCAUGUAAUUCUUGAGGAGUCCCUUCAGGAUGUUGACCUUGAAGGAAACUAUCCUGAUUUGGAAGCUGAAAACCAGCUCGUUUGGGUGGAAAACAAUGAAGAUGGUUUUUCGUGGGAGAUGGACAACAGAAGUCAUGAAGAGUUGCUCAAAAAGUUCAUUGAAAUGGAGAAAGAGUUAAGAGUUUCCAAUUUUAAGCUUCAACUUUCGGAACAAGAGAUUCUAGGGAAUAUUGCUGAAACUGGUCUGAACCUGUUGCUGGAGACGCUGAAGAAGUUUCAGGGCUCAGAGUUCUGUAAUCAGUUCUACCUGACAUAUUUCUUGACAACUGAGAAUGAGAUAUUUGUUGUCUUAACUGAUACUUUUCAUAAGCUUGGGCUCCAAUUACAUGUCUUGGUGCUUCAGCAUUUGUUUUGUCUGGUGGAAACUGUUUUUGUACGAGAGUAUACUAUAGAGCUUCUAAGUGCUUCUUUUCCUAAAGUUCAACAGCUUUUGCAAGAUUUCUUCAAUGGAAAGGAGCUUUGCAAGAGCAUUAACAUUGAGGAGGUUAUGGCUUAUGGUGCUGCUGUUCAAGCUGCUAAUUUUUUUACUCAUACAUUGUGA
Molecule: messenger RNA, 813 nt
Organism: Vicia faba (fava bean)
Lineage: Eukaryota; Viridiplantae; Streptophyta; Magnoliopsida; Fabales; Fabaceae
Source: the annotation of a GenBank genome assembly